Molecule: messenger RNA, 5181 nt
Organism: Equus quagga
Lineage: Eukaryota; Metazoa; Chordata; Mammalia; Perissodactyla; Equidae
Gene: MCTP1
Product: multiple C2 and transmembrane domain containing 1
Exons: 25
Coding region: 326-2593 (755 amino acids)
Biological process (GO): regulation of neurotransmitter secretion
Cellular component (GO): synaptic vesicle membrane
Molecular function (GO): calcium ion binding
Source: RefSeq, a predicted model, not a curated record
AGCAGCAAGUGCUCUCCGAGAAGAGGCUGUGACUCGCCCUCGCAGGGGAACAGCCUCUCUUGCUGGAUUCAGUAAAGAAAGCCGGGUCUGAGUAUGCAGUUCUCUCACUGGGGUGAAAGAUGUUCUGUUUAUUUCUAAUCAACUAUGCUAGAUAGCUGCAAGCUGAAAAGUGCCUGCAAUUUGCCAUUUAUUUAUAAUAAGGUGCUGUUGGAGACACUCACAUAUAAAUUGUAUGGAUAGAGGAGUCUAUGGAUAGAGAAGUGAAUGAGAGAAAAUAAAUACUGCUGGAACCAGUAAUGCAGAUGUUCCUUUGCCUGAUCCCGGAAUGUACCAAUUGGAUAUUACAUUAAGAAGGGGUCAAAGUUUAGCUGCCCGAGAUCGAGGAGGGACAAGUGAUCCAUACGUGAAGUUUAAAAUUGGAAGAAAAGAAGUUUUUAGAAGUAAAAUAAUACACAAGAACCUCAAUCCUGUGUGGGAAGAGAAAGCUUGCAUUCUUGUUGAGCAUCUUAGGGAGCCAUUGUAUAUAAAGGUGUUUGACUAUGAUUUCGGACUACAGGAUGACUUUAUGGGCUCAGCCUUUCUGGAUCUCACACAAUUGGAGUUAAACAGGCCCACGGAUGUGACCUUAACACUGAAAGAUCCCCACUAUCCUGACCAUGAUCUUGGAAUCAUCCUGCUCUCAGUUGUCCUUACCCCUAAAGAAGGAGAACACAGGGAUGCGAGUUCAAUCCACAGCUUUCUUCAUUGGAGAAUUUGUGAAAUAAAAACAAUGCUAAUGAGGAAGAGUUGGAAAAGAUCAAGUAAGGAACUCUCAGAAAAUGAAGUGGUUGGAUCUUAUUUCUCUGUGAAGUCUUUCUUUUGGAGGACGUACACCAGGCCUGCUCUUCCUGUCCUGGGCUUCUGCAGAGCAGAGCUUCAGAGUGCUUGUAACCAAAAUGCACAAUUUCAGACCCAAAGUUUGCGUCUGUCAGAUGCACACAGAAAAUCACAUCUUUGGAGAGGAAUCGUCAGCAUCACAUUGAUUGAGGGGCGAGACCUCAAGGCGAUGGAUUCAAACGGGUUGAGUGACCCCUACGUGAAGUUCCGGCUUGGGCAUCAGAAAUACAAAAGCAAGAUUAUGCCAAAAACUUUGAAUCCUCAGUGGAGGGAACAAUUUGAUUUUCAUCUCUAUGAAGAAAGAGGUGGAAUCAUUGAUAUCACCGCGUGGGACAAAGAUGCUGGGAAAAGGGAUGAUUUUAUUGGCAGGUGCCAGGUUGACCUGUCGGCCCUCAGUAGGGAACAGACACACAAGUUGGAGUUGCAGCUGGAAGAGGGUGAGGGACGCCUGGUUCUGCUGGUCACCCUGACAGCUUCCGCCACCGUCAGUAUCUCUGACCUCUCCGUCAGCUCCCUGGAGGACCAGAAAGAACGGGAGGAAAUAUUAAAGAGAUAUAGCCCAUUGCGGAUAUUCCACAACCUGAAAGAUGUGGGAUUUCUCCAGGUGAAAGUAAUCAGAGCAGAAGGGUUAAUGGUCGCUGAUGUCACAGGUAAAAGUGACCCAUUUUGUGUAGUUGAAUUGAACAAUGAUAGGCUGUUAACACACACCGUCUACAAAAAUCUCAAUCCCGAGUGGAACAAAGUCUUCACAUUCAACAUUAAAGAUAUCCAUUCAGUUCUUGAAGUGACAGUUUAUGAUGAAGAUCGUGAUCGAAGUGCUGACUUUCUGGGCAAAGUUGCUAUACCAUUGCUGUCUAUUCAAAAUGGUGAACAGAAAGCCUACGUCUUGAAAAACAAGCAGCUGACAGGGCCAACAAAGGGGGUCAUCUAUCUUGAAAUAGAUGUGAUUUUUAAUGCUGUGAAAGCCAGCUUACGAACAUUAAUACCCAAAGAACAGAAGUACAUUGAAGAGGAAAACAGACUCUCUAAACAGCUGUUACUAAGAAACUUUAUCAGAAUGAAGCGUUGUGUCAUGGUGCUCGUAAACGCUGCAUACUACGUUAAUAGUUGCUUGGAUUGGGAUUCACCCCCAAGAAGCCUGGCUGCUUUUGUGCUCUUUCUCUUUGUUGUCUGGAACUUCGAGCUCUACAUGAUACCACUGGUUUUGUUGUUACUAUUGACAUGGAACUACUUCUUGAUAAUAUCAGGGAAAGAUAACAGGCAACAUGAUACAGUAGUGGAGGACAUGCUAGAGGACGAGGAAGAAGAAGAUGACAAAGAUGACAAGGACAGUGAAAAAAAGGGAUUUAUAAAUAAGAUCUAUGCUAUCCAGGAAGUAUGUAUCAGUGUCCAGAACAUCCUAGAUGAAGUGGCUUCCUUUGGCGAAAGGAUAAAGAAUACUUUCAACUGGACUGUCCCAUUCUUAAGCUGGCUGGCCAUCAUAGCCCUCUGUGUGUUCACAGUCAUCCUGUACUUCAUUCCACUGAGAUACAUUGUCCUUGUCUGGGGCAUCAAUAAAUUUACAAAAAAGCUUCGGAGUCCGUAUGCAAUCGAUAACAAUGAACUACUUGACUUCCUUUCCAGAGUCCCUUCAGAUGUACAAGUGGUGCAAUACCAAGAACUGAAACCAGAUCCUUCUCAUAGCCCAUGUAAAAGGAAGAAAAACAAUCUUGGCUAGCCAGCUCCCAGCACUGAGGAGACCAGCACCUUUUUGGGAAGAUAAAAGAAAAAGCCUUCAGCCUCAGCAGCAUUUCCUUUCUUUCUGCUUUUUAUUUAUUUUACCUUUUUAUCAUGAUAGAGAGAAUUUGUAAAUAGUGUACAAAGGCAUAUGUCUUUGAAAAUAUACUUCAAUUGUACAGAAUCAAUUUGAUAAAGGUUUAGCUACUGCUGUGUGAAAGCCUUGUUAGCUGUGGAUAUUAAUACACCACACUAGAACAACAAAUGUAAGAAUGGUAACGUUGGGAGAUAUAUACACUUCUCUAAUUCCAAGUGGAAGAACCAGAAUAUGAGAUUAAAUGCUCAGCUGUGCUCUGAUUGAAUCUACAUAAAAUGUAAUUGUCAAUUUGAUUUUAAAGUUUUUUUUUAAUGUGACUAUUUUUUAUCUGAAAAGUAAUCCAUUACAGUUUUCUAUGUUUUAUACAUUUCAAAAGGGAGGGGGGAUCCCCAAACCUGAGUUUGGAAUAGAUGCAUUUCAAUUUAACAGAGAGUCUGAUUUCAGAUCCUGACAUUCUUUCCUGUGCAAUUAUUUAGAUAUGACUAGGCUGAUUUUAAGCUAAUGAGUGAAGAUAUAUCCACCCCCUCAAGACAAUCUUCCACACUCUGAAAUCCUACAAUGAAAACUUCCAAACCUUCUAUCAUUCCUUCUAAAACCUUAAAAUCUCUACAGGACUACACAUAAAUACUGCCAGGUUUAUAAAUGAUUGCCUAUCUGAAUUUUUAUACCUACACUACUUUAAUUUGUACUGAGUUAGCAAAUUAGCAACCCAGUUCAGUUGUCAAAACUACUAGCAAACUAAAUUGGUAUUGCUUUCGAUGUCAGAUUCUGCCUCUGUGCAUCUCAUAAUAUUGAAUACUCAAGUGUUCUCACAGAAAAAAAAGUAUCUGCUUUCUCAUUAGGUUACUGAAAUGCUUUAAUGCAUAGUAUGAUUUUUGUUAUUAGUGUGAAUUUUGAUGUAGAGGAGAAUGCAGUGUGCUAAGUGAUAUGCCAGUGUUUCAUUACAUUCAUUUAUAGAAAAAAAAUAAUCAUUCUUGAUAAUAUGAAUGCAUGAAAACCUAUUUUGUAAAAUAAACUGCUUAUGGGGAGGGGGAGUUUGCCUUUAAAAAUGUUUCACUACUUACUAUAGACUCUGUACUUAAAAAUUGCAUUCCCAAGACUUCUGUUGGUUUUUUGUACCUAACUCCCUGGUAUAUCAAGGGAGUAUACCUCUGGAGAGAGAGAAUUUGGUGAGAAUGCCUUACUUCCCUGACUUGGUAGGGGAUUAAGCUGGGUUGAAACUGCUGCAGACAAUGUUUUACAUUUUAUUAAUAAUAGACUGGGAUAGGGUGAAGGUGGGGGUUAAGCUGGGAAAAUGUAGAAAAGCCAGAAGAAAUAUAUAUUUCACUCUAAAGGAAUACUCUUUAAAAAUAAACUUAAUCUCAUCAGAGCUGGUUUUUAAAGUAUUUUUAUUUUAGAGCUAUGUUGUUAAAUACUAUUUCUUAUGAUAGAACUAUUUUGAUCUGUUUAUACACUAUGCUUGAAAGAAUGUCAAUUAAAUUCCCUUUCUACAGAAAGGUUUGACCUCAAUAUGUUCUGUUUAGUGCAUCAUGUUUAUAAUGACACGCUUACAUCCGCAUACCAUCACUGUUUGUUGCUAAGACAGAAUACUCCAUGAAGUUGAUGUUACUACAGAAAGUUUAUUGAUGGGAUAAUUUGUUUGAAAUAACUUUUGAUUAUACCUUCUGUGAGAUUUACGUUCUGUGCUGACAGUGUCUACUCAAAUGUCUACAAGCCUGAUAUUCUACAACUCAGAUGUAUCUAGUGGAUAGUAACCAUUAACAGAUGACUAAUUUCUGUUUGUUUCAUUCUAUAAAAUUUCAGAUGUUUAGUUCAAUAGUAAUGUUGACUAUACAUUCAUUGCAUUAAAUACAAAGAAAAUAAUCUUUUCUAAGUAUAAUCAGUACUCCUUUUUUUUUUUUUGGUGGUUGAGAGAGGAGUGAUAGAGGAUUGUGUGCAUAUUCUUAUAAAUGACAUUUCACUUAAAGAAACCCAGGUUUGGUUUGGACAAACAAGGCUCUCCCUGAAACUUUGACUGUUGUUAUAUAAAACUCAGUACCUUUAGAGGGGUGAGCAUCCAGUGAAGCUGACAGAGGAGUAAGAAGUAUCUUGAGGUGUUAAAGUGAUAUGCAGAGGAAUCUUCAUUACUUUUAGAAAUACUGCAUUCACAGGCUGAAAACAAGGGAUUGUCUCUAACAGAAUUAUAACUGUUUCUUUCCCCUUCUCAAGUAGGUACAAUUUUGCCUUUUGAAAGCUGCUUAUCUUGAUUUAGUUUUGAGAGAUUUGCAAUGUAAAUCAAGCAUACCUUAAGAGAUUGGAUGUCACUCUAACACCUAUUUGGACUGCUAAACAUAGUAGUUGUGUAAACUAUUAAAUAUAUUCCUCAGUAUCUUUUGAAGGUCAUUCAUAUUCCAAACUACUAUUAUUGCCAUUAAUUGCGAUAAUUCAUAAGAAAUGCAUAUUUUAAACUUGUUUUUGUUUUUUUGAGGAAGAGUAGCCCUGAGCUAACUGCU